UGCGACGAGCUGGACGCACCUCUAGUCUUUUGAUAAAGGAUUCUUGUGAAGGCAGACAUGGAGGAGCUGAGCGCCGUGGGAGAGCAGGUUUUUGAUGCGGAAUGCAUUUUAAACAAACGGCUGAGAAAGGGAAAGUUGGAGUUUCUCGUGAAGUGGAGGGGAUGGUCUUCCAAACACAACAGCUGGGAGCCCCAGGAAAACAUCCUUGACCCAAGACUGUUGGCUGCAUUCAACAAAAAAGAGCAAGAAAAAGAGCUGCUAAUGCGCAAGAAAGGGAAAAGGCCAAGGGGACGACCACGGAAAAUCCUGGAAAAUGUGCCUGAAGCUCCAAAGUCAAGCAGCUCUUCAUCUGCCUCAUCAUCAGCAUCCUCCGAUUCCUCCUCGUGCUCCUCCUCUUCAUCCUCGUCAGACGAUGAUGAUGAUGAUGAUGACGACAACGGCCACGCUAAACAGGCAACCCCGGGUGUCAGAACACGAGAUCUUCACCCUGUUCCUCAGAAGAAGGCUCAGAUUGUUGUCGCAAAACAAGAGCCCCCAAAGAAGCGAAGCAGGAAACCUCAGUCCACUGAAGCAAAGGAAUUUCCACAGAACAAGGGCCCUCGCAAAAUCCUGAAGUCGUCCAAAGAUACUGAUCUUCCAGGGGCAAUCAAGAAGCCCGUUCACCCAGCGAGCUUCACCUUCAUGGGUUUCCACCGGGGCUCGCCUCGGGAUACAGUGGGUGGUCCGAACAGCUGCCCUCUGACCCAGGUCGGGGCUGUUAAAAACUCUGUGAGCUCCGUGGGAUCUUGCAGGUCAGUCCAGCCUGCCUCCCUCUCCCUGAACAAAUCCAGCCAGAGCAGGAAUGUUGCUGAGGGUAAACUGUCCAUCUCCAGUAUGAGCAGUGGGACAAGUCUGGAUUUGAAAGCAGCUACUAGUAAAUCAAAAGGGGUAGCCGCGUUGAAUUUGAAUGCAUCCAAACACCUCGUUCAAGGAACCACUCAGCAUACACUAAGCUCCCCCAAUGGACAAAAGAAACCCCAGGCCCCUGUGUCAACAAUGCAACGGAUACCCAAUACUAAAGCAGUGGCUUCCUUACCAUCGAAAAAUGCCUCCUCCAAUGAAGGUGCUGGCCCUCCGCCAAUCAACCUUCAGAACAAACUGGUGCAAAGCAACGAUGGUUCUGGAAAUGGCACUACUCCAGCGUCAGGCCUGAGAAAUGCAACAAACCCAGCAAGGAAAAACACCGUCUCCCAGAAUCAGGAAUGUAAUUUGCCUAAGAGUCCAGCGACCCCUGGGCGACUUCAGGCCAGAAAGGGCCAGUCUGGAGUAGACAAGGCCAGGGAGGCAAUGGAAAUCCAGAACCCUAGAGUCCAAGGCAGGUCGGACAAGAGCAGUGUGCAGAAAUCCUCCACAGAGGUCCAGAGCCAGCAAGAGAGAUCGGCCUCCAAAGACAAGAAAGCCAAAAUGAAUGACAUGAGCACAGGCGAAGAGGAGAGCAGCUCAGACUCCGACCAGGAUCCUUCCUACGUUGGACAGGAUCGCUCUGUGACGGUCCAGAACCAGGACUGGAAGCCCACACGUAGUCUGAUAGAACAUGUGUUUGUAACGGAUGUCACUGCUAAUCUAGUUACUGUCACAGUCAAGGAGUCGCCGACCAGUGUGGGCUUCUUCAGCAUUCGCAACUACUGACAGGACUCCAGACACUGCAAACCAGAUGGGCUUCGAAGCUAACGGGGGGGUUUGGGUUCUGAAGGAAUUAGAUAAAACCUCUGGCUGGAGAAUUCCUGAGGAAUGCAUCAUCGGCGGUCAAUUUGCCCUUCAUCUUCUUUUAGGAAAAGACCAGUUUUUAAGUUUAAAAACAAAAGAUAACAAAAAGAAGAGAACACCAGUUUUUUUUGAUUGUGAUUAUUUAUUUGCUCAUGUCUACAAAUUGUUCAAGAAACGGCAGCAGAGGAAGGACAAUGCCCACCGAGGUGCAAGAGGCUGUGUUUUGGUCUAGUCUGAUGAAACUAAUCUUUUUGGUUUCAGUGAGUCCAAACUUGCGUCGUAACUGGGGUCCUGGAGAAAAACGUAUUAAUUCAUCAUUCAUGCCCCAUGUAAGUUCCCGGUAGGAUCAUUCAUGUUGAUCUCGUCUGUGUUUUCUCUUGAUGAGAUCUCUUUUGUUCAUAAUAUACACCACAGCAGAUAAGAGGAAUGUCUUCAUGAUGAAAGGGUGGGCAUGAGCAGGACGCGUAGCUUCUUUUACGGGGAGGAGACAUUUAGUUAAUUUGUCAGUGUUGUAUAUCCAUAUCAAUCAAUUGCUAAUGUAAACCAGAUUUUUUAUUUUUAGUAUAGCAUUGUUUAUUUUUUUAACAUUUCAUAAGUUAGCUACCUCGUUCCUUCGACGUUUGCUGCAAAUGUACAUUAACUUCUCGGGGGAUAGGAAAGCCUUUCCUUCCAGGAUAUACCAUCAUUGUGUCCAUAUAAUUUGUAUUCAAAUAGCUCUAAAUGUAAUAUGACUCUCAUGCUGUAUAAACUUGUGUCAGGACCAGCUCCAGCAGCAGACAAUGGCUUUGUAUUUGGUGUAAUUAAAAGCUCCAUCAGAUCAGCCUCUGAGUUCCAGCCGGUGUUGAACUGUGCACACCAUUAUCGUCUCAAAAAGAAGUUUCAUUCCACAGUACAGCCAGUUUAUCAGCACGGUUUCUCCAACCAGGCUGAAACAUGUGGGCAGUCAGAUACAGUAUCUUAGUGUUCAGAUAAGACUCAGCCUGAGGUUUUCUCAGGCUUCUUCUGGACUUAAUUCAACAGCAACUCUACUCUUCUCCGACUUGUAAUUAAUAUUGACAAACACCCAGGAAUAGAUGCUUGUGUUGACAUGACGGGAUGAUCUCGGUCAGUACACCUGACGACGCCGCUCUCUCAGUCUGUUGGAGCUUUCCCAUGAGCCUUUGAGACGAGGCAACUGCUUUGAAACCACUGUGGGAAACGGUUGGGUGUGGACAAAGCUUGACAAUAAACUGCUCCGCAUUGUUUGUUGCCGACCACAAAAACACCAGAUGUCAUCGGGUCGGUUGCUGCUGGUGUUUUAAAAUGUCGAGGACUGAAAUACCAGAUACGUUUUUGUUUUCUUGUUUUUCUUUUCCUUGCAGCUGCAGACGUCUCAUUUUCACCUGCCUGCAUGGGUUCAGGAGCUGCAGGCCCGGCCUCCCAGAAAAAAAAAUAGAUCUUUAUCUGAUGUAACGGAAAAGAAACCACAACAAUGUGCGCUACUUUCUGCUCCCUUGAGAGGAGUUCAGCAACAAAGCACUUCGACUGAACUCUUCUGUCUAAUCCUGCUCUGCAGAGUGUGCCUUUCUUUCUCUCAAAGACUAAACACAAAGGCAUUGCCCCAAAGAUAGCUAGAAUUUCAGGUUGUUCAAUAAGAGUACCCGUAGAUGGCAUAGAGACUGCAUCAUUUUCAUGUUCUUGUCUGUAUUGUUUUGAAACAGGAAAAAAAGUAGACAAACACAACACAAAUGUAUGGAACAGAUACAUAUUUGACGCCUUAAUGAAGCAACAGAUUAAAGUUAUUGAAGUACUUUCCAUUCAGGACCAGCUGAAAACAAUGUGUAAAUUCUCUUGUCAAUAUAGUUUCAGCAUAUAUUUCUUUAAAGUCAAAAACAUGCAUCGGGCAGUAGAGUAGAUACAGUUUAGUCUAGGCGCAGUCACAAUGUCACUUAUCACUACCAUGGUAUAGGCUAUGGGGUAGCGCACAGUGUUUAUAUGAGAAUGUUUUUAGUUUUUUUUUUUAUUGUAUCUGCUUAUCUUAAUGAAAAGCACAAACGUGGCAUAAGUAGGUUUGCAGUUGUGAUCUUUUGUUUUAUUUUAGAUCUACUAACCAUCUCAAUGGUAUGUUCUCUUUAUAAUCUAUUUAUUUCAAAUGUAAGAGCCUUUCAGGGUAGGACGGUGUCAUCAAUCCUUGUAUUGUGCCACUUGUCAAAUUGACUAAUAAAUACAACAAUAAGUACAACCUUA
Etheostoma spectabile (orangethroat darter) is the source of this 3972-nucleotide messenger RNA. It is a transcript of the gene cbx2, whose product is annotated as chromobox homolog 2 (Drosophila Pc class). The transcript is spliced from 5 exons. Bases 58 to 1668 code for a protein of 536 amino acids. The record is from RefSeq and is a predicted model, not a curated record. Gene Ontology annotation, biological process: negative regulation of transcription by RNA polymerase II. Gene Ontology annotation, cellular component: PRC1 complex; heterochromatin. Lineage: Eukaryota; Metazoa; Chordata; Actinopteri; Perciformes; Percidae.